Molecule: messenger RNA, 3796 nt
Organism: Durotheca rogersii
Lineage: Eukaryota; Fungi; Ascomycota; Sordariomycetes; Xylariales; Xylariaceae
Exons: 2
Coding region: 99-3494 (1131 amino acids)
Source: RefSeq, a predicted model, not a curated record
UCGACGAAGGAGAAUACCGAACCGCACGGUCCUACCACUAUCGGGAUCGACUAGAUAUAUGUUAUACUAGUUUCGGGCCGCCUGUCCCCUCUCAAACUAUGACCAUGAAUGCAGGAUACACAGUCUCGCCCACGCCGGUCGAACUUCGCGAUCGCCUGAAGGAUCGAGCGCGACAACCUCAUGGCAACGUCCCUCAUACCUACAGUUACAAUCACAAUCAGAAGAGCCCCGUUACCCCGAUCGAAUCGCAUCUCCUGUCACCAUAUUCCUCACACGUCCAAAGCAACUCUGCCUCUCCUACGGGCAAUUUCAACACCCCCGCAGACACCGUCUCGUCCAUAGAUCCGUAUCAGCAGAGUGACUUCAGUAGCGAUUUCGGCGACCCAUUUUUGGGGGUUGACUUUAACGACGUCGAGAAUGGACUACCCGGCUUUUUGGAGAAUUUCAAUAUAGGAGAGCCCGCGGGUGAGCAGUCGCACGUUCUAAACUAUGGUGUCAGUGAUACCCAGUACCCUCUGAGUCCCGAUCCGACACCCGCUAUACCGUCAACAUCGAUGUUCAACGGCGGGCUUGACACCAACGUUCCGCACCAGCCGUCAGACGAAACACGACGCUUCGCGAACUCGAUCAAUACAAGCCAAUUCGCGCCGCAAUUGACACCAGAUACCAACGGCGACGGCUUCUCAAGUGACGGCAGUCUCGCGCCGAAUGCACUCGCGAUGGCUGCUCAAAGUCCUCGUGUUACCGUAUCCAUGUGGAACAGAGACGAGGAAGCCCCAGUGCAGGGCAUCGAGAGGUCUUUCGCCUCGGGCGCCGACGGCUCUCAAACAAAUCAAGCGUCGAUUAGCCUAGCCGGCGAUCUGGCAGGCGACCCCGCCCACGAGAACCUAGUGGCUGUAUCCCGAGAUGCGCAUGGCGGUUGGUUGCCACACUCCACCGCGGGUUACGGGGGUCUCGCUCCCGGAGAUCGGCCCACUCAGGAGGUCCCGAGUAUCAAUCAACAAGCUGCUAGUCGAGAGCGCGACGAGAAGAACAAGGAGGUUUUCGAAUGGGCCGCGCGAUCGACUGGCUGGUCUGCCGAUUUCACAGGCACCUCAGACGGCUCUUCCAACAAGCUCGCAGAGAGGCGAGAUAGCGAAGACAAUAUACCUCCCGGGGAAAUCUCCCUGGGGGAUGCCACCGAGAACAAACAUAUCCCCGGUCAAGCAUAUCUUCACGUAGAUGGGUCGGGCGGGGCCCUCACGCAGACCGACUUCGACAUUAUGCGACAACUGCGGACUUGGGGAGACGCGCCGACUAUUCAUGCCAUCCAAUCCGGCUCCCGGUAUCAACCCCUGACAUCGCAAGCCGCCAUCGAAAAGUUCAAUCGGCAAUGCCAGGACAACGAGUCUAUUGUUUCGAGAGCAGCAACGUGGGGGACCCGUCGCCGUAGCUUACCUAGUAUUGUGGACAUAGAAGGCAUCGUCUCCGGCAACUUCUUGAAAAAGUUAUCGAUCAGCGGGCAUUCCCGCCGCCCAAGCUUUAUGAAAAGGAUCCCCAGCCUCGUGCGGAAGCCUAGCGCUAGCCAGAUCUUGAAGCGGAAGGGGAGCAAUGCUAGCGAGGUGCCUCCAGAGGAUGUCGAGGAUCAGGAUCGCCGAUCGUCCAAGGACACCCUAGCGCCCCCGUCGCGUACUUCCAGCUGGGGGAUUAGUGGGAUUACUAAGAAACCAACUCCCAGCUUGAAUACUGCCCUGGUGGGAAUCGCUACAGGCGCUGCUGCGAUCGGGACCACACAUGCCCGAAGUGGUUCGAUCAGCGCAACGCCCAUAACUUCUCCCAAGAGUCCGUUUGGAUCUCUGAGUGUGCCGCCCAUGAAGAACGCUCUUAGGAGAUCGAGGAGUAAGACCGAGGUUUCUAAAGGUCCCAACGUGGAGGCUAUCUCGCACCCAAAUCUGGUUGAGAUGUUGAAGAAGCAAGGUGGACCACCAGUUGCUUCACUGUCGAGAACUCAGCCGGUGGUAGAGCAGGAUGACGACGACGACGACGACGACGACGAAGGAUACGACGACGUAGACAUGAAGCCAGAGCCCCAGCGGCUGGAGAGCAUAGAGCCGACUCCCCAAGGCUUCCGAGAGCAUAUUCUUCGAUUGAACCCCGGGCUACCGAGAGAGAACGGUUGGCUGGUUGAUCGCAUCGCCCACCAGAUGAUUAUGCGUUACAAGCAACUCCAGAGCGCAAAAGUCAAGCACCUGAGCCUAGUUAACCAAGGAAAAUGCCCCUGCGGGACUUUAUGUGUCGCGCUUGGUGGGUCGGCCAUUUCCCUAGACGGCAAAGGGGGCGAGCGGGGUGUCGACCCGUUGUCGGCGCGGCCAGAUUCUUCCGAUGGCGACACCACACCUCUCGAGGGCGGCAUCAACUCGGAGAGUUUUCCCCUAGGUAUUCCUAUGCCCCCGACCACGUCUCUCCCGGCAGAAUUCGAAUGCCAGCUAUGCUUUACAAGCAAGAAGUUCCUGAAGCCGUCCGAUUGGACCAAGCACGUCCACGAGGACGUCCAGCCGUUCACGUGUACGUGGGAGCGGUGUCGUGAUCCUAAGAUGUUCAAGAGGAAGGCAGACUGGGUACGGCAUGAAAACGAAGGGCAUCGCCACCUCGAGUGGUGGACAUGCGACGUUGAAGACUGCCGGCACGUCUGCUACCGACGGGACAACUUUCUGCAGCAUCUCGUUCGCGAGCACAAAUUCGCGGAGCCCAAGAUCAAGACCAAGGCGGCCAUCAAGAAGGCUGGCGGUGUCGACUACACGUGGCACAAGGUCGAACAGUGCCACGUCGAAACGAGUGCUAAGCCUUCCGACGAACCCUGCCGGUUCUGCCGUAAGACUUUCCCAACGUGGAAGAAACUCACGGUCCAUCUGGCGAAGCACAUGGAACACAUCAGCCUUCCGGUCCUGAAGCUCGUCGACUCGAAAGAGCUUCACGCGGACACCAUCAUCAGCCCAGUGCAGGAUCUCCCCCGUCCCAAUUUCCCGGUGCCUGUAGUGAAGCAAGAAUCGCCGAUGUUUAAUUCGCAAGGCCCCAAUACGGUGCCGAAUCCGAUCCCGAUAGGAUUUAUCCCACAGGGAAACCUCGAUUACGGUAUGGGCGCGAUACAGGUGCAGAAUUCCUUCUACGGCCAGCAUCAGAUGACGCAGCCGUAUACCGAUAUAUCGCCCAACCCGGGGUCCGGCAACGUGAUGAUGGCACAGAACUUUACCAAGCCUCAAUACCACGCCCUCCCCGUUACCACGGGACCGUCUUACAACACGGCCGCAAACGCGUAUAUACCCUUGCCGAUCCAAGACGGAACGGAGCCCUUCCCCCAGUUUGAUCCGCUCGGUAUCCAGGACGCUGCGGGACCAUUAUACUACGACAAUCUCACGACGCCUAGUAUGCAGCCUAUGGAGCAAUAUGGCAGCCACCCGCCGUCGUCUUACAACCACUCGCCGCACCAAGGCCACGGUAACUAUUUCAAUCAGUGAAUGCUGGCAAACUAUGUCGUUUCUGUUUCGCGGUUUACCUUUGCAAUUCCCUCCCCAUUAUGGCGAUACCCCCUUUCGAGUUGGAGUUGCAGGCUGACCUGGGAUUGGAUCGCCAUGGUCCUGAUGUUUGUCGAGUCCGGCCCAGGAUGCGUGAUCUGCGAUAUACCACGGCGUUGUGUGGGCAAGACUAUAUGUUUAUAUAAGCAUUUUGUUUCCGAUCGCUCUCUAGAGAUCCUUCUUUCUCUUUUCUGGUUUGGUCAUUUGAUCACAUCCCGGGUUACGGGGUAUUGAUUGGGCUACGC